Molecule: messenger RNA, 1212 nt
Organism: Meloidogyne enterolobii
Lineage: Eukaryota; Metazoa; Nematoda; Chromadorea; Rhabditida; Meloidogynidae
Source: the annotation of a GenBank genome assembly
AAUGACAGAAAGUACUAAAUUCGAAGAAGAUUGUAUGCAAUCUUCACCUAAUGCUGGUUUUACUUCAGAAGAUGAAUUAGUUGUGUUUAGAGCAAGGAAAGUAGCCAUAAUUACUGGUAUUUCUGGACAGGAUGGUUCUUAUCUGGCUGAAUUUUUGCUUUCAAAAGGAUAUAAAGUUCACGGGAUUAUUCGUCGUUCUUCUUCAUUUAACACUGCUCGUAUUCAACAUCUUUAUUCUGACCCUAAAACUCAUGAGGGAAGUGCCAGUUUUUCUUUACAUUAUGGAGAUAUGACAGAUUCAUCUUGUCUCAUAAAAUUAAUCAACACUAUUCAACCAACAGAAAUAUAUCACUUGGCUGCCCAAAGUCACGUCAAAGUUUCUUUUGAUUUGCCUGAAUACACAGCAGAGGUAGAUGCUGUUGGAACACUUCGUUUAUUAGAUGCAAUUCACGCUUGUGGAUUGUCUAAUAAAGUACGUUUCUAUCAGGCUUCGACAUCUGAAUUGUAUGGAAAAGUACAAGAAGUGCCACAAAAAGAAACAACGCCUUUCUAUCCUCGAUCACCUUAUGCUGUUGCUAAAUUAUAUUCUUAUUGGAUUGUAGUUAAUUAUCGAGAGGCAUAUAAAAUGUUUGCGUGUAACGGAAUUCUUUUUAACCAUGAAAGUCCACGACGAGGAGAAACUUUUGUAACAAGAAAAAUAACUCGAGGAGUUGCGAAAAUAGCACUUAAUCAACAACAAUUUAUUGAAUUAGGUAAUAUAAAUGCUCGUCGUGAUUGGGGACAUGCUCGGGAAUAUGUUGAGGCUAUGUGGAUGAUAUUACAACAUAAUGAACCUGAUGAUUUUGUUAUUGCUACAGGAAAAUUUUAUACAGUUCGAGAAUUUGUUGAAUUGGCAUUUAAAGAAAUUGGAAAAGAAAUAAUGUGGGAAGGUGAAGGAAUAAAUGAAAUUGGAAUAGAGAAAGGAACAAAUAUUUUGCGUGUUAAAGUAAAUCCAAAAUUCUAUCGACCAACAGAAGUUGAACAAUUAAUUGGUGAUCCAACUAAGGCAAAGGAGAAACUUGGUUGGAGUGCUAAAAUUAGUCUUAAAGAACUUGUACAUGAAAUGGUACAGAGCGAUAGUGAAUUGAUGAAGAAAAAUCCUUUGGCAUAAAUAUAAGUAUUAAAAUAUUUUUUGGAAGAAAACGCAAAAAAUGAUGGAAUAUAUGUGAAGUA